Durio zibethinus is the source of this 2306-nucleotide messenger RNA. RefSeq names its product F-box protein At5g03100-like. Gene Ontology annotation, molecular function: protein binding. The record is from RefSeq and is a predicted model, not a curated record. NCBI's taxonomy places the organism in Eukaryota, Viridiplantae, Streptophyta, Magnoliopsida, Malvales, Malvaceae.
UAAUGAUCGAAGCCAUGUAUGACACGUUUGUUUGACGUCCCAGAUAAAAACAGGGGCAUUUAACUCUAACCGGCUUGAUUGAAAAGGCAAAGAAACUCUCUCUCACCAUUUCCUUCGUUGAAACACUGAAUUUCUCCUUGUAUCGAUGGAAGAUCGGGAGGGUUCUGUUUGUUCACAGCAAAGCACUGAUUCUGUCCGUUCGGUUUUAGCUGUGAUCCAUGGCCACUAUCAUCGAACCGAUCUCAAUUCUACUCAAUCCACUUCUAAACGUCCCAAAUUUUCACCAAUAUUUCCUACUCCUUGCGUAGACUUGAUCAGCGCUUUACCCGAUUUCCUCAUACAAGAAAUCCUUUCUUUUUUACCCAUUGAAGAUGCAAUUAGAACCAGUGUUUUAUCUCAAAGAUGGAAGCCUCUUUGGACUCAAAUACCAACCCUUUCCUUUAGUCAUAACUGCUUUUCUUUCAAGCUCGCUAAAUUCACUGACUUUGUUAACAAAACCCUGGACCACUUCAUUAGUCCUAAGAUAAAAAAUUUCAUGAUCAACUUCAAAUUCGAAGAGUCCAUGGCUGCUCGCCUUGACGAAUGGGUUCUUUUUGCUACAAGCCACCAUGUUGAAAAGCUUUCUCUGGUUUUUGAUGGAGGGUUGGUUUAUGCUCCAUUUGCUGAAUCUACGCCUUACAGGUUGCCUCAGUUUUUGUACAUUAAUUCAUCUUUGAAAGAUUUAACUUUAAGACAAUGUGUUGUCUCACCUGAAGCUGAAAGCCAUGUUUCUUGGCCAUCCCUUAAAGUUUUAUCUGUCAAUUAUUCCAGGUUGAAUAACGAGGCAAUCGAAAAUAUUGUGUCCGGUAGUCCGAAUUUGCAAAAAUUGAAAUUGCAUAACUGUGAAGGGAUUAAUCGAAUAAGUUCUAGGAGUUUGGAAGUUCUAGUGAUAAAUGCAAUCUAUGAUCCUUAUGAGAAACAUGAGUCAGUGACAGAGAUUUCAUGUCCAAAUCUUCAGUCAUUGAGCCUAUUGGGUUUUUUGUACCGGAGAACCUAUAGGUUGAUGCAUGUUUCAUCUUUGUCCAAAGCUAAUCUGAGUUUUGUAAUGACUAUUGACAAAAAAGACAAGUAUGAUUGCACAAAGCAUCGAGAUAUCUUGAGGGAACUGCUAGAAAAGCUUUGUCAUGUUGAGAAAUUGACCAUGGGGACUUGGUGCCUUCAGGUUUUAUCAAUAUGGGAAAUAAAGGGCAUAUCUUCUCCAUUGUCAAAACGCAACUGUUUGGUACUGGACACAGAAAUAUGCGAAUGGGAUCUUCCCGGGAUUGUGAGUCUGCUUCAAAGUUCACCUUAUCUGAAGAAACUAGUGAUAAAUUUAUCUCCCUGUGACAACUCUAAGUUUGAGUUUGAUCAGGAAUUUUUCGACUCUUACGAGUUUGAUGGAGUAAAAUUCCUGACUUCGGCUAACUGGAUUUUCAAGUGUUUUCUGCAAAGCCUAGAGGAUAUUGAGUUUACUGGUUUCCAGCCAAGUUCUUCAGGGUCUGAACUUUUAGUAAAAUUGAUGCAAUUUCUUCUGAAGAAUGCAAAAGUGCUCAAGAAGGUGGUUAUAUAUGAACAAAGUGGCUCCCUUCAUCAAUCCUGGAAAUCUUCUGGACCAAACAGGAAUAUGGGGAAUGCUAAGAGAAACCAGAUUAUAUCGACCAUAUCAAAGAGCAUUCCCCAAAUGCAAUAUUCCAGUAGAUAGUUCUACAGGGUUCAGUUUUUUUUCUCUUAAUUGAAAAUAGUUUUCCCUGAACUUCCUAGUUAGAAGUAUCUCAUCUUUUUACUGCAAGACAGUUUCUUGGAACAUCUGGACAAUAAUGGAAGUGUUGAAACUUAGCAGUAAGAAACUUGUUUAUAAUUAGAGGGAAUAUUUUCGAUUUACACUAGUAUUUAUUUCUAGUAAUUGGUAAAAGAAACCAAAGGAGAGUGGAGCGUGUGAUGUAUAUAAGAGACAGGCAUUAAGAAACCAGACAGCAAACAAAAUCAGCCUGCCUUGUAGUAUUGUUGAGCUUCUUGGUUUUGGCACUUGCCUGAACACAUGAGCUGACGAAAAAUAAUCCACGGCUUAACAAUGUCUACCAGCAGAAAUCUCCAAGACAAGCUCCAAAUAAUCAGGCUGGUAGUCGGUUCUAUGAUCAUGUUGUGAUUGUUGUUUGUUACCUGACUAAGAUUCCACAAUGAUCUUGCUAAUUGUGAAUUAUUUAUUUAUUUUAUUUUGGUUUCAAAAUUCACAUAUUAUAUGGUAUAGCGUUUUGGAUUUCAAUUCCUCGUAUGGAUGCUAAUAUUAA